AUGAUGCCUAGCCCAUGCGGUGUUAUUUUGAAAUAUUGCAGUUAUCUUAGCCUGGGGGACAAUCGAUUCCCCACAUGAAGAAUCCAGUUCGGUAUGUCUGACAGUUUCUUGACACUCAUAGCUGCUGGUCCUCCAAGCAUCAUCAAAAAUCCUUCGAGGACAAAGGCACUUCUGGAGCGAACUGUACCUGUUAUCAAUAUUAAGCAAAAGUCCAACACGCUGCUAUCCAACUUCUGGGGCGAUGACAUUGACGUGACAAAGGAUGGACGUGUGGUCGACAAAUCUCUCCAGGACCCAUCUAAAUCACCCAAUGGCAGUGAAAAGAAGCAGCGGUCACCACGACAGACGGGUAUUGUAGUCGGUAUCGAUUUCGGAAACACAUACACCGGCGUUUCAUAUGCACACCAAGGCGAUGGCGAGAUGAUCGAUGUUGUCAAAUGGCCCAGACAUUUGAACGCCUAUGCAAAGGUGCCUACCGUCAGUUUGUACAAGACGAACGAGAACAAAGCGUUUGUGGACUGGGGAUCCUCUGCAUUAGCUACCUAUAAGCGAUCCAAGACGGAUCGCGUUCUGAUCAGGGACUACAAGCUGCUUCUAUUUGAUCAGGGCGCGAGAGGUCGACUCGACAAUGGACUCCAUCUCACAGAUGUGUUUACACAAUACUUGCAGAGCAUCCAUCGACAUCUCAUGGAGGAGGUCAACAAGAGUCAGGUCCUUGCUGCUGAAUCAGUACCGAUUCAUUAUUGCAUCACAGUACCUCAAUCCUGGACGCUGCCCACGCGAGAGCUGAUACUAAGAUGCUAUGUAGAGGCCGGCAUUAUCCUGCAAACACCAGCACCGAACAUGACCGUAAUCACAGAGGCGGAGGCGGCGGCAACUUACUGUCGGGAAAAGUGCGAGGAGUUUGAAUCGCUCAAGGAUAGCGACAUAUUUAUGAUCUGCGACGCCGGAGGAUUAACAACGACGGUGACAGUGUUCAGGGUGGAUGAUGCAUUGGGCGUCCGGCAGUUUGUCAGGAUGUCGAGCUCACAUGCAGAAAAUUGUGGCUCGGUAAUGUUGGAUCGCAGAUUUAGAGAAUUGAUCUUGUCGAAGCUGCAGGGUCUGGAUAUCGACGGCAAACCGACGCGACAAAAGGCAUUUGAGACCCUACUCGAGGGAUUCAGGGAGAUCAAGUCGCAGUUCGAUGGCAAUUCGAGGGAGGAGAUCAAACAUAUAUCGGUGCCGAUGGGUCUAGAUGUUAAAGACCUGGACCCACCGCCGGCUUGGAUGGAGGACGAGUAUAUGGCACUUAAGGGACAGGAACUGUGCGAUCUUGUGUUUGACCCUGUUGUGGAGAUGGUCCAGGAACUUGUUAACGCGCAGUCGAAGGUGCACCCAGUUUGUGCGGGCUUGUUCAUGGUGGGUGGGUUCGGUGCCAACAAGUACCUACUGCACAGACUUGAGCAGGCAGCAGCGGCGAUGAACAGGGAUACUGGUAGCAAUCGAUCAUCGUUCUUGAACGGGCUUUCUGAAUCGAUGCCUGAACUGAGGCUGAACGGGUCCUCUUGUCCAGGGGUAAUCAAGAAGGUCAUUAUGGUCCAGAAGGCGGAGCUGGCGGUGGCUCGCGGCGCUGUGAUUUAUGGGCUCAAGAGCGCUUCACAGUACACCAAAGCUUUUCUUUAAUCAUACACCAAUGCAAUAAAGAAUCAUAAAAUGAAAAAGGA
This is a messenger RNA of Gamsiella multidivaricata, 1703 nucleotides long. RefSeq lists its product as uncharacterized. The coding region runs from base 94 to 1662 and encodes 522 amino acids. The transcript has 3 exons. NCBI's taxonomy places the organism in Eukaryota, Fungi, Mortierellomycota, Mortierellomycetes, Mortierellales, Mortierellaceae. The record is from RefSeq and is a predicted model, not a curated record.